AUGAGCGAAUACUGGGUCUCGCACAAGAAGUACUUCUGCAAGUACUGCAACAUUUACAUCGCGGACGAUGCUCCCUCGCGUCGGCAACAUGAGAGCGGUUUGCGGCACAAGGGUAAUGUGGAGCGUUUCGUGAGGGGGCUGUACAAGGAGGGCGAGAAACGCAAGCAGGAUCGCGAGGAGGAGAAGCGGGAUAUGGCACGGGCCGCACAAGCGGCAUUCGCGCGAGACGUGAGCGCCGGCUUGGUGAAACCAGGGAGCAGCGGCGCACCGGUCGCCUCGAGUUCCUCAGCAACUCAAAAGCCCGCACCGAAGCCCAGCAAUCCGUUCGCCGACUACUCUACCGCGGAGUCCCUAGGCUAUACGGAUCCCGAUGCAGAGCGGUUGAAUGCAGAAGCCGAACGCCGGCGCACGCAGGGCGUCGCAGGCGAGUGGGAGGUAAUCUCUGUCUCCGAGCCAACUCCGGGCGAGGCAGAAGCGCAUACCGUUGCCGCAGGAGCAGACGGUGCAGUUGGACAGAAGCGCGAGGCGGAGCUACCGCCGGACGAAGACGACACGCGGCGGUUCAAAUUGCGCCGGAAGACAGUAGGGGUGGGGCUCGGGGAGAUCUACGACCCUGGCCUCAUUCCAAUCAAAGUGAAGAAGAAAGAGGAAACGCCAGAUGCCCUUCCGCCACCAGGCGGUGGCAAAGCUCAAGACAGCGUAGGAUCGACCGCAGGUGCUACGGGCGCGACAGAGAUGCCGAAAUGGUCCGCGAGAGGAUGGAAAAAGCCCGGGGAGCGUAUAGAGAAGCCUACCCCGGUUAAUGAGGAAGUCGAAGCACAGGCAGGUGGUAUGCAUGUUGAUGCCCAAAUCGAGGGGCGCCAGCAGGUCAAAGCAGGGGAAUCCGCCCUGCCACCAAUCUCGGAACUGGCCCCGGGCGAAGGGCCUCCAGCUUCUGCAAAGACUGAGGAUAUCCCAAUCAAGCCGGAGGAGGUCGUUGUCAAGUUAGAAGCGAAGGAGACUGAGACUGCGACCCCAGCUACUGGUUUCUUCCGCAAACGAAAGCUGCCGGCUGGCGGAGCAAGCAGUCGCGGUAGACGAACAUGA
Molecule: messenger RNA, 1086 nt
Organism: Postia placenta MAD-698-R-SB12
Lineage: Eukaryota; Fungi; Basidiomycota; Agaricomycetes; Polyporales; Adustoporiaceae
Exons: 2
Coding region: 1-1086 (361 amino acids)
Biological process (GO): mRNA splicing, via spliceosome
Cellular component (GO): precatalytic spliceosome; nucleus
Molecular function (GO): zinc ion binding; RNA binding
Source: RefSeq, a predicted model, not a curated record